AGCGAGUGCUGGAUUCAGCAGAUUUUACCCACGGACAAGGUCGAGAUGAAUCAUCCAAAGCUGACACAAUCAGAGGCUUGACUGGUCUUGACAACCCACUGUGCCCUCAAACCAUUUCUGAGGCCUGAUUCAGAGACCUUUUCAUCCGCCUCCAGAAGUCAUCUACCUGGGACUCCUGUAGCGAAUCCCGCUCCUUGUCCAGAAAUGAGUUCAUCGAUCUUGCCUGGAUGGCAGUCGGCCGUGGAUCCAGGGAAGAAUAUGGUCUUCUGUUUGACAGUGCGGUUGCCUCUCAGGAGCCUCGAAAGCUCCUGGAAAGUGAUGGUGUGAAGGAAUGUGGGUGUGUCAGCUGGAGAGGGUUGAGCUCCUUUCUGCUCCUGAAGCUUUCUGAUAAACUACACAACAGCAGAGCCAUUUGUGCUCCUUGCUGGAAGCCGACGUUAACUCUGACUUGUCCUCAUCGGGGACCUGUUCAGAAGGUGUUGUACAUCCAGAGCUCAGGUCAGUACCUGACUGUGAGCAAAGCAGGAACAGUGGUGCUGCGGGACAAAGGAGACAUGUCCAUUCAACAAAAGCACCGCUUGCAGAACAACACGGUCACACCCAGAGACCUCUGGGUAACAGACAUGGUGCUCCUACCGAGCAUGCACAAGAUUGCUGUCUCAUUCACGUGUAAAGAGGUAUGUUUUUACGACAUACAGGACUUCAGCUGCAAAUAUAAAUUGAAGGGAUUGACAUUUGCCCCGUGGUGUCUGGACUUCUGGAUGGGUUCGUCUCAUUCUGACCAAGCUGUGCUCACCAUAGGAGAUAUUGGGGGAAAGGUCAGUGCUUUGAAUUUUACUUUCGCCCAGAUCUGUCUGUUUGACAGCCUCUGUGUGAGGAUGGAUUCUGACAGUGGUGCACCGACAGUCCUGUGGGAUGAGCUGGUCAAAGGCAAACACUGCUGCUGCUAUGUGGAGAUGCACCAAGCUCACUCUCCUGCAUGGGUCAGAAAAGUGCGCUUCCUGGCUUCACUUGAAGCCUUUCUGUCCUGCAGCACCAGACCAGAUAGCAGCAUGGUGAUUGGCUGGAGGGAAAAGGAUGGCAGGGGCCUGCGAGUCUCUUCUUUUGCAACAAAGAGUGGUGUGUUGGACGUGAAUUACAACAGUGGACUUGGUCUGAUAGCUACAGCAGGUGUGGAUCACAAUGUCCUUCUGUGGAACCCCUAUGUGACCUCUAAGCCAGUGUGUGCACUGAUCGGACACUCAAGCCCUGUCACAACAGUUCAGUUCAUGCAAACAAAAGGACAGCUGAUCACCUACUCCAAAGACAAGGUGCUGUGCUUUUGGGAGGUGUCCAGUCAAGUAUGUGUUCGCCGUCUGGCUGGUGUCUUUCCUAAGACACAAAAGGACCCUCACACAAUCCUGUCUCUACAAGAGGAGCUUAACCAACUUCUGCUCACAUUCAACAGCCAAUUACUCCUGCUGGAGACAAUAGAGGACGGGAGGACCAGCAACAAUCAACACCCUGUUACCUAAGUGCUUUUAAGGAAAUGUUAAACUGUUUUCUCUUGUUUUUAUUGAAUGAUUCUUCCUUUCAUUUUCAUUUAAACUGAAAUUUCUAACCAGGAAUCUCUGUGAUUCCUAAGAUAAAUCUUCUCCGGUGGCCCAUUAUUCUUUGUGAGAUACUUAACAAUAACUUAUACCAAAAUGAGGCAGAAUGAGAUGCUAAACUAACUAUCCAUUUUUUUUCCCAAGACGAUUUAUUAAAAAGUCUAUUUUUUUAUGCUUAUUAUUCUGCUGCCUUAUUGACACUUUUUCCAGUGUAAACCUUUACUCACCAAAGGCAGACUUUGCUAGCAUAUGAUUAUACGUUUUUAGUUGUUUUUAUUCAAAGCAAACCUGUACAUUUAUUUUUGUCCUGAUUUUAUAUUUCUGUCAGCAGCAAGUAUUUUAAUUUAAAGCAAAACAAUAUUCUAGAAAUAUUUCCAAUAUUUUUGUUUCCUCAGAUGGAGAAAACUGUUUCAAAAUAAUCUGUGCCUAGUGUAGAAUGUUAGUUUUUUACUAGUCUACAUCAUGCUGAUUUUUUUUGUUGUUGUUUUUCUUAAGCCAAGCUGGCUGCAUCAUAAAAUAAAUGAAUAAUAAUAGAAUAAAUAAAACAAGGUUUGGAUAAAAGGGUUACAAAGCUUUAUUUAAGGAUGUUUGAGUCUAGAACAAUAUGUCAGGUUUGACCACUUCAGCUGGACAUUACUUUGAUGAGAAAUGUAGCUCAUCCCAAAGGACAAAUAAACAGACAGGCUGCUUGAAAAUAAUACUCUGUAACUUAGUAACAAAAAAUUACCGGAACAA
Molecule: messenger RNA, 2324 nt
Organism: Cyprinodon variegatus (sheepshead minnow)
Lineage: Eukaryota; Metazoa; Chordata; Actinopteri; Cyprinodontiformes; Cyprinodontidae
Exons: 10
Coding region: 228-1514 (428 amino acids)
Molecular function (GO): protein binding
Source: RefSeq, a predicted model, not a curated record